CGUCAUUUCUUUGGUUUCUUCAGGUCAGAUCUUGCCUACAAACCGAAACACGCCAAGUCCCAUUGAUCCCGACAGCAUUCAGGUUCCAAUUGGGUAUGAACCAGACCCUGCCGAUCUUGCUCUUUCUAGCAUUCCUGGUCAGGAAAUGUUUGACCCUCGCAAGCGCAAGUUCUCUGAGGAGGAGCUCAAGCCCCAGCCGAUGAUUAAGAAAGCUCGCAAAGUCUUCAUUCCCGAAGAUCUGAAGGAUGACAAAUACUGGGCAAGACGUAGAAAGAACAACAUGGCUGCCAAGCGUUCCAGAGAUGCCCGGAGGCUGAAGGAAAACCAGAUUGCUAUCCGUGCCUCGUUCCUUGAGAAGGAGAAUACAGCCCUGCGCCAGGAGGUGGCUGAACUACGGAAGGAAUUGAGCAAAUGCAAGAACAUCCUUGUCAAGUAUGAAGCCCGGCAUGGUCCUCUCUAAAUGGCCUCCGACCCACCCACCCCCACUCCCAUCCGCCAGCACCCCUGUUUCUUUUCUUCCCAUCUACUUUUUUAUUUUAUUUUGUGGUUUGGCGUUUAAAUAGAUGGGACAGCAUGUUUCAUGUUUGAUAGCACUCACCCAAACCAACUUUUCAGUCAUGGGCACUUUAACAGAAAGCAGAAUCAGAACCAGUGUACAACCCGUGUGCUUGUGCACAUCAGUGCAGGCAUACUUGUGAAUGAGUGUGCAUGUCUUUCUUGGCUCUUCUUGUAUUUUUAUGAAGCCCCUUUUGCAGGGUUGGGUUGGCUGAGACUGGCCAUAGUAAAGCAUUUAUGGAAUACAUACAUGUAGACAUGUAUGUAUAUAUUUUCCAGCGCUGCUUAAACUGUAUUUUUGUCUUAUCCUAUCCUAUUCUUUUGAUUUAACUGGGGGGAAAAAAGAAAGAAAACGAAAGAAAACCACCCUGGUAAUGAGAAAGAACAAGAGAAAGAAGAUAAAAGUUAGAGCUGUUUUUGGCUUGUUGUUUCAAUAAGGCACAUCAGGCAGGGUAAGCUUACUGAUAAUAAUGCACAAUUGAUAUUCAUGCUAUUCUGCAGAGAUACUAAUUUAUAGAUUCGCUUUUUUAUUUUGUUUUGAUUUUCAUUUAUUGUAUGUUUUUACAUUCUGGUAAAUAAAAUAGACCUUCCGAUUCAUAAUGUAUUCUAUAUUCUCCUUGUAGAAAAAUAAGGAACAGCUAACUUUCCUUUCAUUGCUUUAAAAUCAAAAGUAUUAUAAAUGGGUCAGAGGGAGAAUAUUUUUGCAUCCCCUGGGCAUAAUCAGUAAUUCUCUUGUAGAGGUUAAAAUAUUCCUCAUGGGCAUUGGAUGACUUUUGUACCCUAAUACUGUAACUUUUUCAUGCUCUUCCCCCCCCCCAAAAAAAAACAUUGAAGAUUUCUUGAUAGUUUGUCUAAAAAUGAUCCCUAAUCAGACAAGCAAAAAAAAAUAAAUCCAUCAGAUGUCUGCAUAGUAUCAAUGCAUGCUGUGCAGAUGAGGCCAAAGCAUAUUCCUGCCUUGGGUGAAUUAAUUUUUUGCUUCUACCAAUCCUCCUCCCCCCCCCCACACACACCUUUUUUUUGUGAUGUGCAGGGCACAACACUAAAUUCUAACCAGUGUGCAGAACAUUUCAAGGUUGACAGACUCCAACUCUGAAACACUUGUUUCAGUCUUAUCAAGAAGUGACCAGGAUACCUUUGUCUUUCAUCUUUCUUUGUGACACUUUGUGACCAGCAAGUGGAAAUCUAGAAAUUGCCAGUUAAAUUUUCAGGGAAUUCGGGGUGUCAAUUCAGCCAGUGACCUGCUCUGCUCCUUCUGCAGAUCUUUCUCCAAUCUGCUUAGUGCACAGUGCUUUUUUCAAAAGCUGGGUUGGGCCAAUAGCUCGUGAAUUGGGCUGUUGGGAGAGUUUAUCUGGUUUUGGCUGGAUGGUCAAAAGGCUCUUGUGAACAUCUGCUGUUCUUGCCCUUGACCAAUCUGUGAUUGGCGUAAUCCGAGGGGUUUGGAUCAAUCCACCAUUGGGGACAAAGGUCAAGUGAUGCUUGCCUUUGGCCCACCACCCACUCGUCAAAGAGACCAGUGCUUUUCUUGGUGUGCAGGAGUGAUGCUGAUGACCAUGCUAGGUCAGGAUGAAACUUUAUACAAAAAUGCAAGAUAAUUCAGUGACCAGAGAACUGGAAACCAAAAUAAAAAAAGGCCUACAUUACACUAUCUUUGGAGUUUGAGCAGACUGCAUUUUUAUUUCCCACUGAUGUUCAGUUUCUGAAAUUCUUGUACCAAAGGAGCUUUUUCCAAAUUCAAUUGGACUUUCUUUGUUUUUCCUUGACAAUGUUUCGCUUCUCAUCCAAGUUGCUUCUUCAGUUGUUCAGAACCGAACAGGACUGAAGAAACUUCUUGGCUGAGAAGAGAAACGUCUUCAAAGAAAAACGGUUGCCUCUGAAAAAAGCACCUUUGGGGCAAGCAUGACCUGGACGAUCAGGAAUCUCCAUAGACCUUCUGAAAUUCUUCUUUCUUGGGAAAGGCUUUGAAUUCAGCUUUUUAAUCGACUGUGUGCAAUAUAAUUUCUGUAGAUUUCCCACCUGCUGGGUUUUUCUUGUUUUUUCCCCCCUCAAAUGGCUUUGAUUCAGUUAGAAGCAACUUUUGCAGUUUUUUUGCCUUGACAUGCUGCUGUGAUUGUAUGAGCUGAUUGUUUUCAGAGAUUCUCCUGUUGUUAUUUUUUUUAGUUAUUUUUUAAACUUAUGCUACAUUAUAUAAAGUAUUUUUGGAGGGUGGGGAGGAAAUGAAUGUAAGAGAUGCAGAUAUAUAUUGAAAAGUGAUGAUGUUGUCAUGCUGUGGUUAAUUCUGUUCUUUUCAAUGUUUCCUGAAGACCAAAAGAAAUUGAUUAUUAUAAAAUGUAUAAAAUUUAUACGGAAUCUUUAGACUGCUUUUUUUUUCCUGUACAGUAUUUUUCAAGGACAAAUGUUGAUUGUGUAUUUUGGGGAAAAGAAUAAGAUAUAUAUCAUAUGUUUAAGCAAAGAGAGGGUUUAAAAAUAAAGUAGAUGAUUUCACUUUAAAGACGACAAUAUAUCUGUUUAUAUAUUCAUGAAUAUUGAAUACAGAAGAAAUGCUUCUAGGGCUUUUUAUUUUUAAAUGAUGAUAUUGUAUGCUCGCCACUGGCACAUUGAGGUAGUUUUGUGUUUUCAGUUAGAGAAUGAUCCAUGUUGCUGGGCUCAGUUGCUUGCUUCUGGAAGGAUCCCAUUGGGUGCAAUAGAAAGCUCUACCUCCCUCUUUUUCUUAUAGCCUCCCCCACUUUAGCAACUGCCCAGUUAUGAGAAGAAGAGGCUCUGUACAGUUCCUGCCAGCCUCAUGUAAAUCCUGCAUGCGAAAAUGGCUGGGAUCUUAUGGAGACGGGUGGGACACUAAAUGUUUUCUGCAUGUAGUAUUGUCUGCUGUAGUCUUUCAAAUUUCUCUUGAGCAAACACAGCUCAACUGUCCUUUUUAAAAAAUGCAGUUAUUUGGUUGGACAAAGGACAAAGCUGGUGACAUUUGUCACAGAGCUUCAGAAGCGCAAAUACACUGGGGAUUAGGCAGCGUGAAUAACGCUCAUAGAGCUUACAUUAUCAAUCCUCUUUGAGAUUUCUAUCUCAGAAUGAGGAUUUGUAUCUAUGGUGAAAGUUUGAAAGAAAGCAAGAAAGUUCCUAAAGAUGGUUCUUGCAGAUUGAAGCAAGUUUCUCUGAAAAGACAUCAACUGAAGAGGCUGGAAUGUCUCCCAGACCCUUCCCGAUAGACAGCUUAACAGAAUUAAAACAGGAGGCCUGUUUUUCAACUUAGUACAGUGGAGAGCAGGCAAGCACUCUGCUUCAGGUACCUCCAAAAUACUGGACUUCUAGUUACAUUGGACUGUAGCAUCCAAAAUUCUCAUCCAGUCACAGCUCUCUCUGGUGAUCAGUAGUGUAGCUCUGUGUACUUCUGCAGGUUUAGAAAGGGUGUUUGAUUUGGGGGGACAAUUUAGGAGCAGUAAGAAUCAUUUCACAUGUUUAGAGAUGAGGCCAGGUUAGUUGCUCAAUAUCCCUUCCCUAAGCUGGUAUCCUGUUAGACACAUUUGUCUAAACUGAAUUCCACUUAUGCCAAUUUUGGUGCCCCGUUUUCUGUAAGGCAGUUGUUUCUGCUUGUGGAACCAUAUAGCUUCUUGUUGUCUACCCUUACCCGUGUUGGAUAAUGCUGACCAACAAAUUCAACAACAUCUGGAGAGCAUAGAUUCCCUGCUCUUGUCUUCAUGCUUACUGCUUUCCUUCUGGCAUCUUCUAGAGGUCCAUUGUUUCAAUUUUCUUGCCCAGUCUCUUUCUGUCCCUUGUUGAGUACAAGAAUGAGCAAAACCAAGUGACUUACUUGAGCCAUACUGGGCUUUUAUUAUACUUGAAGAGGUGCUUUUUUUGAAUUGGUGAAUUACAGGAAAGGUAGGGGUUUUCUUUAGUGCAAUAAAAACACUGCACGUCAUAAAAUUAUGGUGCCACAUGUCUUUCUAGAUCACUUUUUCCACCAAAACAAGUGCAUUUCUGUUACAUAAGAUCACAUUAUACUAAAAGUGAUUUAAACAAAAGUUUUGGACAAUUACAAAGAAAUGGUGCCAUUCUUGUGGAAAGAUUAAAAAUGUAUCCCAGUAUCCUAAAUGCUUUAAUAGAUUUUUUUUUUUUGGACCAUUAUUUCAGCUGAGUAAUUAUCUUUAGGGGAUGAACUAUAUUGGUCAGUAAAUGUUUCUUUCUAAAUGUUUAUGUGUGUGUAAAAGUAAAUGUUAAGCUGAUAAUAAUUUUCACUGAAUGUAAAACAAGCCUAAAGGACAUAAUACUGGGAGAAGAUAGGAUUCCUCUAAGAAGUUGUGAACAGAGGCUGUAUUCAUUUCCUCCAAAUCCCAAAUAUUUUAAUGGUCUGACUCAUAAUUUUGUCUUGUCUGGAGAUGCCAGUAUGGAAAGUCAAAUUAACAAAGAUGCUUUGCAGGUUAGGAAGUUUUAUCUCAACGAUGGAUAUGGAGACAACAAAGAAAUAUAAUUUCGCUAAUCUGGAAAUUCUUUUGAAAUGUAAAAAUCUGAACACAGAGCUGUAAAUAUUAAAACACCAGUUAACUUCAUCAUUGUAGGAUCACUUAAUUUCUAGACAGGACAGCUAUAUCAAGUCAUAGAAACCACUGUCAAAUUAUACAGUGGCUCUGUGAAUAAUCCAUAGUUACAUACAACACAACAUCUUGGACACACAACAAAGCAAUCAGAUGUCCAAACUUGAUCUGCCCUCAAAACACACUUUUGUUUACUUCCAAUUUUGAACUUCAACUUGGCCUGCUAGUUUAUUUGAUUUUACCCUAUGAAUAGGUAAGUGAUAAGUUUCUCUCAAAACAACAAACUGAGAGAAACUAGUUAAGGAAAAAACAUAAAUGAGGACAGGAGUAAGUCAGAUGUGACUCUUACAUAGGCCAAAUGAGGAUGGAUUCUCCAGAGAUAGGCAGAAUCUAGAGCAGGGGUAGGCAAUCUUGGCUCUUUUAUGACUCGUGGACUUCAACUCCCAGAAUUCCUGAGUCAGCCAUGCUGACUCAGGAAUUCUGAGAGUUGAAGUCCACGAGUCAUAAAAGAGCCAAGGUUGCCUACCCCUGAUCUAGAGCAAGGCCAACAGUGAUAGACUAUUGAUCAGAACUGAAGCCUGAGAGCUGCCCGCACAUUGCUAAAUGCAUAGCUAGAUCUGGAUUGGCUUGUGGAUCAAGCUGACAUUGGAAUAAGAGAUGUCUUCUUCCAAAUCCUGUCUACCAACAUCUCCCAACUGUGAUGGGAAUAUAUUGCCCAUACUUUGAACCAGCCCAAAGCCAUGCCAGCUAGCAAGUCCGUAGCCCUAAUAUAUCUGGAAGACACCUGCUUAAGGACUGAUAGUUAUCUGCACCAGGAAGCUAUUGGUUGGUGUAUCUUCUAGCAAAGAGUUUGCAAGAAACAUUCCUGAUCUCUCAGGAGAUGAUUAUCAGAACUAGCCAUUUCAUCGGUUUUAAAACUGUUUCAGAUAACUGUUUCCCUCCAGGUGUCUUGCAGAUGUUGCAUACCCAUCAGCCUCAGCUAGUACGGCAAAGAGUUGGAUAAAACAGGCAGGCCACAGCUUUUCCACCCUCUGGUAUUGUUAGGAGAGUACGUCAUCUGUACACGUGGUCUGUUGUUUCAGUGCUCCAUUGAUUUAAGACUGCACAUUAUUUGCUGGAGUGAGAUGUAAAUUAGGUUACAAUUGUAUAUGCUCUAGUAUUUCUGCACACAGUGGGCUUACUUCUGAGUAAGAUUAUGAUAAGUUAUUAAUGAAUGAAACUUAGCCUUAUCUUUUGAGUUAACUGGUCCCCUGGCCUUUGUUGUUGCUUCAGAAAUUGUGUGUGUGGUAUGUGUGCAUGUAUGCACACUUGCAUUAGCAUGUGUGUUGUUUGAGAAAUGCAAGAAUGAGCUUUUGGUAUUUUUGAUUUAUUUGGGAAAACGUUCCACCUUUUUUUCCCUCUCAAGUGAUCAACUGUUGUAUUUCUGGCAACCUCGUAGGAAAGCUCUGUUCACAAGAGUUUAACAAACAAGAUCAAAUUAAAUGUAUGUCAUGACAUGAAUUGUGUUCUAUAUGUUUUUCAGCCCAAAUCUUUCUGUUAUUCUUUAACGUUUAAUAAAAACAUUUAAAUUUUUUCUUUA
This is a messenger RNA of Crotalus tigris (Tiger rattlesnake), 6657 nucleotides long. Its product is annotated as hepatic leukemia factor. The record is from RefSeq and is a predicted model, not a curated record. The annotation marks the transcript as partial. The transcript has 2 exons. Gene Ontology annotation, biological process: regulation of transcription by RNA polymerase II. Gene Ontology annotation, molecular function: RNA polymerase II cis-regulatory region sequence-specific DNA binding; DNA-binding transcription factor activity, RNA polymerase II-specific. NCBI's taxonomy places the organism in Eukaryota, Metazoa, Chordata, Lepidosauria, Squamata, Viperidae. Gene Ontology annotation, cellular component: nucleus.